Messenger RNA from Trichomycterus rosablanca, 2820 nucleotides. RefSeq names its product unc-119 homolog b (C. elegans) (gene unc119a2). Gene Ontology annotation, cellular component: centrosome; spindle pole; intercellular bridge. Gene Ontology annotation, molecular function: lipid binding. The record is from RefSeq and is a predicted model, not a curated record. NCBI's taxonomy places the organism in Eukaryota, Metazoa, Chordata, Actinopteri, Siluriformes, Trichomycteridae. Gene Ontology annotation, biological process: lipoprotein transport; nervous system development; negative regulation of clathrin-dependent endocytosis. Bases 71 to 853 code for a protein of 260 amino acids. The transcript has 5 exons.
CUGACCGUUUCCUAUCUUGUUUGGACCGAGGGGCUAGAGAAGCAGGGGGAAGGGGAGGAGGGAGAGGAUAAUGAGCUAUUCUUGUACCAGCGUAGGCAACCGCCAGGACCCAUCGAGCUCACAGCAGUGCGGCGGUGGCGGCGGUUGCGUUAAUCCGGCCACUGUGAACGGCAGCAGCAGCGCCAGCAGCCCCGACAGCACUCCCAGCAACCCAGAUCCAGUCGAGGCUAUGAAAGUCAAGAAGGGCUGCAACACCGCCGACCUGGGGGUCCCUGUUACCACCGAGGAGGAGCUGCUUGGAAACACCAUCAUCACUCCGGAGGACGUGCUGGGUUUGCAGAAGAUCACGCAAAAUUAUCUGUGCAGUCCAGAAGACAAUGUGUACAGCAUUGAUUUUACACGCUUUAAGAUAAGAGACAUGGAGACAGGGACAGUGCUGUUCGAGAUUAAAAAGCCUCCAGCAACUGACAAAAGGGGAGAAAAAAGAGACAUUGACCCUGAUGCUGGUCGUUUUGUGCGUUACCAGUUCACACCUGCAUUUCUGCAACUACGCCAGGUUGGAGCCACUGUUGAGUUCACUGUUGGUGAUAUUCCCAUCAAUAAUUUUCGUAUGAUUGAGAGGCACUACUUCCGUAACCAGUUGCUGAAGAGUUUUGACUUUGAGUUUGGCUUCUGCAUCCCGAGUAGCAAGAACACCUGCGAGCACAUCUACGAGUUUCCUCCACUCUCAGAGGAGAUCAUGCGUGAGAUGAUCCUACACCCAUACGAGACACAGUCCGACAGCUUCUACUUUGUGGACAACAAACUUGUCAUGCACAACAAGGCAGACUACUCUUACAGCGGAGGGCCAUAGGAUGGAUGCUUUCAGAGUGGGCUGACACAGGGGGACGGGUAGAUUGGCUGACAGAAGACCCGGCUCAGAUGUGUUUGUGUGCACCGGUCAUACUGUCCCUGAGUGCAUGUCAACUGUCGACUGCCUGCCGAACAUUAUUGCCUGUUUGUGUGAGACGAAGCAGUAAUAAAUCAUUGUGAUUUUUCACACAUAUACAUAUCAACAAAUAAACAUACAGUCAGCUCCAAAAUUAUUUUUUGCUUGGCAAAGAUGGGUAGAAAAAACAAUAGCUAAGGUUAAAAAGGGGGCACAAGUGAAUUUAACUCUUAUGAACAGUGUGGUGGAUGGUUAGAGGCAAAACUUUCUCUAAGGAUUCUCCAAGGAUUCCAGCUGGAAAAAAUGGCAGCAUUUUGAAGUCGCCUGGUGUCUAAAUCUGCAGUUAGAUUUCAUAUCCAUACUGUAAACAGUUUGGAGGUUGUGCCAGAGAAAAGGUUUAAUUUUCACUUAACACCUAUGUAAGCAACUGGUUCAUUAGAUGACCUAAAUUUGACACUGAGCAGGUACCAUGGUCAGACAACACAACAAUCUAUGAUGCUUUGGGGCUUUUUUGGUGACAGCAUUGAAAAGUUUGUCAAGAUACAUAAGAAAAUCAGACUGCCACUGACAUCAGACUUAAACUGGAUCAUGGCUGGACCUUGACAGUGAUUAAAUCUACAUAGUUUUGUAGUUGACAACAUUUCUCACAACACACCAGCAGGAAUUUGUAUGUGAAUACUUUUAUUUAGGAAAAUAAUCUUAACUUUAGGGAACAUAUUUUGGAUCAGGUGGAGUCAGAUUCUGUCUCACUUUACAGGGUUCAAUAUCGGAAUGUCACUUGUUUGCAGAAUUUAUAAUGAGGGCUAUAUGCUUGACUGCUCCACUGUGCAGAUGUGUGUGAGGGGGUGAGAAGGUAGGAGGGUUAAGGGUGUGUGUGUGUGUGUGUUUGAGUAAUGAUUCACUCUGUGACUGACUGAUGAUUGUUUACUUGUGUGUAUUUAAAUGUAUAUUGCACUGAAAAGAGAUACAAUUGUAAUUAAGGUUCUCUCAGUAAUUACAAGGUGGAUAAUAAGAUUUCAUUCCUGUACUUUUGUAAUGUUGAAAUGUAAAAAUAUUGACUGGAAUAUUUGAUACAUUAGGUCUGUAUUUGUGUUUCAUUAAACAUUUUUGAUAGGAUUAAUGCAUUAUUUAAGACCAACUGUUUUCUGUUUUAUGACUGUUUCUUGUGUCUUGUGUACAAAGUGAGGUUUAUAAACAAAUAGCUUGGCUGGUUUGGUACAGAGGAAACUGACUAUGCUUUGUGGUGAAUUGGGAUGCUGAAUGCAAGCCAGACCGUACAAACACAGACAACAAACACCACCUCACUAUGUUUCAAAUUGAAAUUUGGAAAUUAUUGUUUCAAAAUCAUGUUAUCAUGUUAAAAUGAAAGAGUGGGAGUAACAACACAGAGUGACAACUAAAUAUGAAUGCCUUUGACUUUAGAAUCAAAUGCUUUUACAAGCACAUAUGAAUCCAAUGAUUUGGUGUCCAAAUACUUUUGGCCAAGUAGUGUUUAGUACAUAAUCUGUCUCACAGAACACAAGGCAUUUUUUUAUUUUGUACUUUUCAAAUAAAAAAUGAGCAUUUAUUUUCUUACCUGUUCAGUUGAGCAAGGUUUUAGAGUACAGAACAAAGUAGAGCUACUGUUUAUCCAAGGACUUGUUGUAUUCAAUCUGUUUAGAAAACUAAUUUUACAAUAAUUUCUAUUUAAUUAAGUUAAAUAAUUAUUUGAGUUAAAACCUAAAAGCUUUAUUUAUUAUUGUAAUUUGUUGCACAUGAUUAAAAAAAAUGUAAAGUUUUAAACACUGUUGGUCUAUAAUGAAAGAUAAAUAAAAUAUAUAUGUGAAUUGUUUAAUGUUUGUCAAUAUAUUUAUUUGUUUUAGGCACCCUUUUCGAAUUCAUCAGCUCAGGGG